AGAGAUGUGUGUGUUUUGGUCAAACGUAUUAAGCAGCAAAAGCUUGGCCUUUCCCUUUUCGUCUCUUCUCUCUGAUCUGAGUAUUAUCCUUUCAUUUCUUUAAUCUUCCUUCUUCUUUAGUUCAAUGGGCAUUUAUUUGUUCAUCAUACCAAAACAGGUCAACGAAGCUUCAUGUCUGCCUAUUUCGUUCUUGUUUCUUUAAGCUUUGAUUGAAGAUUCGUCAUUUUAAAUUCCCAAAUCUUUGCUUUUUGACUUGCCUUACACCAAAAAGAUUCAUCCUUUUGGUCUGAGCUCAAUCUAGUCCAAGAAAUAUCCACACUUCAGACAACUCUGUUCCUCGGAUCUGUUUUUUAAAUACCAAACCCAUAUCAAAAGUUUCGACAUUUGAGCUCUAAACGGAGUCAAAUCUUGAAUCUUUCUCUUCUUAACAGUUAUGGUAGUGGAAGAGCAAAACCUUGAAAACGGCGGAUCCGUACAUGUGGUCAAAGGAGAAAGCCAUUUCCGUAAUGUGGUGUGUGGUCCUGUGCGGUGGUUAAAGAUGUUAGCCUCAGAGCUUCACUGGAGCUUUGUGUUUGGUGUGGUCUCACUGUACGGAAUAAACCAAGGUCUUGGUGGCUCAUUGGGUCGUGUAGCUACAGAGUAUUAUAUGAAAGAUGUUCAAAAGGUUCAGCCAUCUGAAUCUCAAGCUCUCACUGCAAUCACUAAGAUUCCAUGGAUCAUUAAGCCUCUUUGGGGGAUUCUCACUGAUGUUCUUCCCAUCUUUGGUUUCCAUAGACGUCCUUACUUCAUCUUAGCUGGGGUGCUUGGAGUGGUUUCUUUGUUGUUCAUAUCACUUCAUAGUAAUCUACAUCUUUACUUGGCGCUUUGGUGGAUGACUAUAUCAAGUGCUGCAAUGGCCAUAGCAGAUGUGACCAUUGAUGCUUGCACUGCUUACAACAGUAUCAAACACCCUUCUCUUGCAUCGGAUAUGCAGAGUUUAUGCAGUUUAAGCUCCUCCAUUGGAGCACUUCUUGGUUUCUUUAUGAGUGGUAUCUUAGUUCAUCUUGUUGGCUCCAAGGGAGUGUUUGGCUUGCUGACAUUCCCAUUCGCGUUAGUAUCCGUAGUCGGGAUUGUGUUUAAUGAGCCCCAUGUUCCUGGUUUCUCUUACAAACAGGUAAACCAGAAAUUCACGGAUGCAGGGAAAGCGAUGUGGAGGACAAUGAAGUGCUCAGAUGUGUGGCGUCCGAGUUUGUAUAUGUACAUUUCCCUUACUUUUGGUUUGAACAUUCAUGAAGGUCUUUUCUAUUGGUUCACGGAUUCAAAGGAUGGUCCUUUGUUUGCUCAGGAAACUGUUGGUUUCAUUCUCUCAAUUGGUUCAAUCGGGUCGAUUCUAGCAGCAAUGUUGUACCAGCUAGUCCUAAAGGAUCAUCCGUUCCGUAGCCUAUGUUUGUGGACUCAACUUCUCUUUGCUUUAUCCGGAAUGCUUGACCUCAUUCUUGUGCUACGUCUCAACUUGAAAUUUGGUUUACCGGAUUACCUCUUCAUAGUAGUGGACGAGAUAGUUUCUCAGAUGAUCGGUCGCCUGAAAUGGAUGCCGCUACUCGUCCUCACUUCAAAGCUUUGUCCUCACGGAAUUGAAGGGACCUUCUUUGCGUUGUUAAUGUCAAUUGACAAUGCAGGCCUCAUGACCUCAUCUUGGCUCGGUGGAAUAUUGUUGCACGUCCUCAAGGUGACUCGGACUGAGUUUAGCAACCUCUGGCUUUCGGUUUUGGUCAGGAAUGUGAUGAGACUUUUGCCGCUCUGUUUUCUGUUUCUUGUGCCUAAGGGAGAUCAGAACACGUUCAAGCUACCGGAUGAGAUAAUGGGCGAGGAUUCGGAAGAAGAGGAAGACGAAAAAGAAGGAACUCGGAAUUUGGAGUUGGCAUCUCUUGUUCAGUCUGUUGACAGAAGAUAGCUUAUAGUGUUCUCAGUGCUCUCGUGUUAUAGUGUUUGAAGCAAAUGCUUCAGUUUUUCAGCAGCUUCUACAAAUUUUACUGGUGGAUAGUGAAAUGGCAUUACAUUUUUCUCUGAAUAGAUAAUAAGUUCAUGUU
Molecule: messenger RNA, 2069 nt
Organism: Capsella rubella
Lineage: Eukaryota; Viridiplantae; Streptophyta; Magnoliopsida; Brassicales; Brassicaceae
Product: probable folate-biopterin transporter 2
Exons: 5
Coding region: 434-1933 (499 amino acids)
Cellular component (GO): membrane
Source: RefSeq, a predicted model, not a curated record